AUGGAGGCUGAGUACGUGAGUGAGGAGGAUGAAGAUUAUUUCCCUUAUCCUGAUAAGGAAGACAUUGACAAGGAGGAUAUUCUAAAGCAGGAGCCUCUAGAGACUAGGGCUGCUGAUCCACAUUUCACGGCUCCACCACCUUCAGGUGGGGCUUUUGAUUUUCAAGAGUUGAUGGACAACAUUGGUUCCCUAAAGGAGAGGCAAGACAGGAUGUCUAAGAGCGCAACGGAGAGGGUCAUCCAAAGUCUGGCGGUACAGCACCGACUGGGGAGAUUAGAGUCCAGUUUCAAGUACUUUACCAAAGACUUGGAUAGGGUUUCUAACGGAGUUGCGGCUGACUUCUUCUUGAUGAAGGAAGAAGUCUCCUUAAUGAAUGAUAGGUCUACUGCUGGUUAUUACACAUUUGUUGGUAGUAACCUUGUUACAUGGCGUAAUAAGAAGCAAGCCGUGGUUGCCCGUUCAAGUGCUGAAGUAGAGUUCUGUGCUAUAGCACAUAGCAUUUGUGAGCUCCUAUGGCUUCAUGGUCUUCUCAUUGAUUUGGUUGUUCCUACUACUCUUCCUAUGAAGCUCUUUUACGACAGCAAGUCUGCCAUUAGUAUUGCUCACAACCCUGUCCAGUAUGAUUGA
Messenger RNA from Macadamia integrifolia, 627 nucleotides. RefSeq lists its product as uncharacterized. NCBI's taxonomy places the organism in Eukaryota, Viridiplantae, Streptophyta, Magnoliopsida, Proteales, Proteaceae. Bases 1 to 627 code for a protein of 208 amino acids. The transcript is spliced from 2 exons. The record is from RefSeq and is a predicted model, not a curated record.